This is a messenger RNA of Heterocephalus glaber (naked mole-rat), 2726 nucleotides long. It is a transcript of the gene Mcm7, whose product is annotated as minichromosome maintenance complex component 7. Gene Ontology annotation, cellular component: MCM complex; nucleus. Gene Ontology annotation, biological process: DNA strand elongation involved in DNA replication; double-strand break repair via break-induced replication; DNA replication. The record is from RefSeq and is a predicted model, not a curated record. Lineage: Eukaryota; Metazoa; Chordata; Mammalia; Rodentia; Bathyergidae. Gene Ontology annotation, molecular function: ATP binding; ATP hydrolysis activity; single-stranded DNA binding.
UGGCCUCCGAGACAGCUGCCGAGGGUGGGGGCGUGCCCUGGAAUUCGGGGACUUAGAGCCAACCCGCCAGAGGCGGCCGAGGGUUGGGAAGAAGGGGCCUGGGCGUGCUAGCCAAUCGCCAGACGGACUCCCGCCUCGGGCGGAGGAAUCCUAGGCGGUGAGGCGGCUGGAAGCGGAGCCCAUGUGCUUCUUUGUUUACUAAGAACGGAAGCAGUGGCGGGAGUGGGGGUGGGGUAGGGUACUGUCCUGGUGACGGAGGUCCGGGCGAGAGCACAGCUUUGGAGAACCCCAAGAAAAGGAGGAGUUAUACAGGUGGAAGGAGAGCCGAGGACCUUGAGACCUAAGGGUGUUGUGAGAUUCGGGAGGCCGUUGGAGAAGGGUGCUGAGAUUCAUGACUUAAGGCUGAGACUGGAAUUCCCCCAGGGAAAGGUGUUGGAAAAGGUUAAGAAGUUUCUACAAGAGUUUUACCAGGAUGAUGAAUUUGGAAAGAAGCAGUUCAAGUAUGAGAGUCAGUUGGUUCGUCUGGCUCAUCGUGAACAAGUGGCAAUGUAUGUGGACCUGGAUGACGUAGCUGAGGAUGACCCUGAGUUGGUAGACUCAAUUUGUGAGAAUGCCAAGCGCUAUGCCAAGCUCUUUGCUGAUGCUAUACAAGAGCGCCUGCCUCAGUACAAGGAGAGGGAGGUGGUAAAUAAAGACGUUUUGGAUGUUUAUAUUGAGCACCGGCUGAUGAUGGAACAGCGGAGCCGGGACCCUGGGGCAACCCGAAGCCCCCAGAACCAGUACCCUCCUGAGCUCAUGCGAAGAUUUGAGCUGUAUUUUCAAGGUCCAAGCAGCAACAAGCCUCGUGUGAUCCGGGAAGUACGGGCUGACUCUGUGGGAAAGUUGGUAACUGUGCGUGGAAUCGUCACUCGUGUCUCUGAAGUCAAACCCAGGAUGGUGGUGGCUACUUACACUUGUGACCAGUGUGGGGCAGAGACCUACCAACCGGUCCAGGCUCCCACUUUCAUGCCUCUGAUCAUGUGCCCAAGCCAGGAGUGCCAAACUAACCGCUCAGGAGGGCGGUUGUAUCUGCAGACACGUGGCUCCAAGUUUAUCAAAUUCCAGGAGAUGAAGAUGCAAGAACAUAGUGACCAAGUGCCCGUGGGAAACAUCCCUCGCAGUAUCACGGUGAUGGUAGAAGGAGAGAACACAAGGAUUGCCCAGCCUGGGGACCAUGUCAGUGUCACUGGUAUCUUCUUGCCAGUUCUGCGCACAGGGUUCCGACAGGUAGUCCAGGGCUUACUCUCAGAAACUUACCUGGAAGCCCACCGAAUUGUGAAGAUGAAUAAGAGUGAGGAUGAUGAGGCUGGGGCUGGAGAGCUGAGCAGGGAGGAGCUGAGGCAAAUUGCAGAGGAGGAUUUCUAUGAAAAGUUGGCCACUUCUAUUGCCCCAGAGAUAUAUGGGCAUGAAGAUGUGAAGAAGGCACUAUUGCUGCUGCUGGUGGGCGGUGUGGACCAGUCUCCUCGUGGCAUGAAAAUCAGGGGCAACAUCAAUAUCUGCCUGAUGGGGGAUCCUGGUGUGGCCAAGUCUCAGCUGCUAUCUUAUAUUGAUCGCCUGGCACCCCGCAGCCAGUAUACAACCGGCCGGGGCUCCUCUGGAGUAGGGCUCACAGCAGCUGUUCUGAGAGACUCUGUGAGUGGAGAGCUGACCUUAGAGGGUGGGGCUCUGGUGCUGGCUGACCAGGGUGUGUGCUGCAUCGAUGAGUUUGACAAGAUGGCAGAGGCUGACCGAACAGCCAUCCACGAGGUCAUGGAGCAGCAGACCAUCUCCAUUGCCAAGGCUGGCAUUCUCACCACACUCAAUGCCCGCUGUUCCAUCCUGGCUGCUGCCAAUCCUGCCUAUGGGCGCUACAACCCCCGCCGCAGCCUGGAGCAGAACAUACAGCUUCCUGCUGCACUGCUUUCUCGAUUUGACCUUCUCUGGCUGAUUCAGGAUCGGCCUGACCGAGACAAUGACCUCCGGUUGGCCCAGCACAUCACCUAUGUGCACCAGCACAGCCGGCAGCCCCCUGCCAAGUUUGAACCUUUGGACAUGAAGCUUAUGAGACGGUACAUAGCUAUGUGCCGAGAGAAGCAACCCACGGUACCUGAGUCUCUGGCUGACUAUAUCACAGCAGCAUAUGUGGAGAUGAGGCGAGAGGCUUGGGCCAGUAAGGAUGCCACCUACACCUCUGCCCGGACCCUGCUGGCUAUUCUCCGGCUCUCCACUGCUCUGGCACGCCUGCGAAUGGUGGACACAGUGGAGAAGGAAGACGUAAAUGAAGCCAUAAGACUAAUGGAGAUGUCAAAGGACUCACUUCUAGGCGACAAAGGGCAAACAGCUAGGACCCAGAGACCAGCAGAUGUGAUAUUUGCCACUGUCCGUGAACUGGUCUCAGGGGGCCGAAGUGUCCGGUUUUCUGAGGCAGAGCAGCGCUGCAUAUCACGUGGCUUCACACCUGCCCAGUUCCAGGCGGCUCUAGAUGAAUACGAGGAGUUAAAUGUCUGGCAGGUCAAUGCUUCCCGAACACGGAUCACCUUUGUCUGAUUACAUCCUGCUUGAGACCCUAGGGCCCACCUGGGAUCACAUGCUAACCUGCCCCUUCUGAGGGUGUGAUGCGCUGAAGGGGACAGAGAUUCCCUUUUUCCCAUGUUGGACUUUUUAUUCCUUUUGCUAAUAAAGAAUGUUGAAUGCCAUCUUCCAAACUA